AUGAGUAAAAUAAAUACACAUGCUCCAGAAAUAAAUACAGUUGGAAGCGAAGCAGCCAUAACUUCAGUAAUGGAAUCUUCUGUGCCAGUUAACGCAGAAAUAGCAGCAACACCAGUUAUGGAAUCUGAUACAGACAAGUCAUCUGAUGCUAAUCUAGUAAAAGAUCAUGAUGAUCAGUUGGGCCCUUUAAAAGAAAUUUCAUCUCAAGGGCAUCGUCUUUCAAAAUUCCGAUCAGAUUCAAUAAUACCAACUGCAGGACAUGAAGGCAUUUUGAUUGCUCCAAAACUUUAUAAAGGAGAAUCAAUUGCAGUCUACACAAGUGGUGGUGAUGCAUCAGGUAUGAACAGUGCAGUACGAUCAGUUGUUCGGAUGGGCCUUUAUCUUGGGUGUCGAGUAUAUUUAAUCUAUGAAGGUUAUCAAGGUAUGGUUGAUGGUUGUGAAUAUAUUAAAGAAGCUGAUUGGGAUUGUGUUUCAAACAUUAUUCAACAAGGAGGUACUAUCAUUGGAUCUGCACGUUGCAAAGAUUUUCGAGAACGAACAGGCCGUCUUCGUGCAGCAGAAAAUCUAGUCAAGCACGAGAUCACUAAUUUAGUUUGUAUUGGAGGAGAUGGUUCAUUAACAGGCGCAAAUUUAUUUCGGCAAGAAUGGCCAAGUUUAAUUCAGGAACUUGUACAAACAGAAAGAAUUAGCAAGGAUAAAGCAGAAACAUGCAAAAAUAUUCAAAUUGUUGGUCUUGUGGGCUCGAUUGAUAAUGAUUUUUGUGGUACUGAUAUGACAAUUGGUACCGAUACCGCGCUUCAAAGAAUUAUUGAUGCUAUCGAUUCUGUAAUGUCAACCGCACAAAGUCAUCAACGUACAUUUGUAAUUGAGGUCAUGGGUCGACAUUGUGGUUACUUGGCUCUUGUGGCUGCUUUAGCAUCCGAAGCAGACUUUUGUUUUAUUCCUGAAUGGCCAGUACCUGUAGAUUGGCCAACAGUAUUAUGUCAUAAACUUCAAAUGAUGCGUCAUGAAGGAUCACGUCUAAAUAUCAUCAUCGUAGCAGAAGGAGCUGUUGAUCGAGAAGGCAAAGUCAUUACAGCUAAUCAGGUUCGGGAUAUAGUGAAAGAACGAUUACACUAUGAUACACGAGUAACUGUGCUUGGUCAUGUACAACGUGGAGGCAGUCCAUCGGCAUUUGAUCGACUUCUGGGAUGUCGAAUGGGUGCUGAAGCCGUUCUUGCCUUAAUGGAAAUGACGCCAGAAUCAGAACCUUGCGUUGUAUCAAUUGAUGGCAAUGCUAUUGUCAGAGUACCACUAAUGCAAUGUGUUCUUCGUACUCAAGCUGUGAAAAAAGCGAUGGAUAACAAAGACUGGGAUACAGCUGUGAAACUUCGUGGACGAAGUUUUCAGAGAAACUUGGAAACUUAUCGCCUUUUAACCAAAUUAGAACCGGAAAAAAACAAAACGUCUGAUCAACUUAGAUAUAACUUUGCUGUUAUUAAUGUUGGAGCACCUGCUGGAGGAAUGAAUGCAGUUGUACGUUCAUUUGUACGUAUGGGUAUUUAUCAUCACUGCAAAGUGUAUGGUGUAAAAAACUCAUUUGAAGGACUUGCAAAAGGAGAUUUGAAAGAAAUGUUAUGGGGUGAUGUAAAUAACUGGGUUAUGCAUGGUGGAUCAUUUCUGGGAACCAAGAAACAACUACCAGAAAAAAAUAUGGAUCAAGUGGCAGCAACACUACAAAAAUUCAACAUUCAUGGAUUAUUGAUUGUUGGUGGUUUCGAGGCAUAUCAUUCAUGUUUGUUAAUUGCACGUGCUCGUAAGCAAUAUCCAUCACUUCGUAUUCCACUUUGUAUAAUACCUUGUACAAUCAGUAAUAACGUACCCGGUACAUCAAUUUCACUUGGUUCUGAUACAGCAGUGAAUGAAAUUUGUGAUAUGAUUGAUAAAAUUAAGCAGUCUGCAACUGGUACCAAAAAACGAGUAUUUAUUGUCGAAACAAUGGGUGGAUAUUGUGGAUACUUGGCAACUUUAUCUGCUCUUGCAUCUGGAGCUGAUGAUGCAUAUAUAUUUGAAGAAAGUUUCAAUGUUAAUGAUAUGAUUGAAGAUGUUAAGGUAAUUACUAGAAAAAUGAGCACUGGCGUUCAAAGAUACCUAAUUAUUCGAUGCGAAAUGGCUAAUAAAAAUUAUACAACACAAUUUGUCAAUCAACUUUUUGCUGAAGAGGGUCGAGGCAUAUUUUCUACAAGAAUAAACGUGCUUGGACAUGCGCAACAAGGUGGUAAUCCUACUCCAUUUGAUCGUAAUAUGGGAACAAAAUUAGCUGCACGCGCAUUAGAGUAUAUGAUUACUCAAGCUAAAGAAUACGUUAAUUUAGCAACUAAUGAACGAAAUGCAAUUCAUGAUGAUAGUGCAACGCUUCUCGGUUUAAGAGGUCGAAGAGUAGUGUUCACACCCGUAGAAGAAUUAGCCAAAGAAACUGAUUUUGAGCAUCGUUUGCCAAAAGAUCAGUGGUGGAUGCGUGUACGACCAUUGUUAAGAAUAUUAGCAAAACAUGAUUCUAUCUAUGAAGCUGAAGCAUUGGCAGUGAAGGAUUUUGAAAAUGAUAUCCAAUAA
Messenger RNA from Thelazia callipaeda (thelaziosis nematode), 2592 nucleotides. The record is from the annotation of a GenBank genome assembly. Lineage: Eukaryota; Metazoa; Nematoda; Chromadorea; Rhabditida; Thelaziidae.